Molecule: messenger RNA, 798 nt
Organism: Triticum urartu
Lineage: Eukaryota; Viridiplantae; Streptophyta; Magnoliopsida; Poales; Poaceae
Source: RefSeq, a predicted model, not a curated record
AUGUACUGCCUCCUGCCGGCGCUCUCCCUCUUCUCCGGCCAGUUCAUCGUGGCGACGCUGGACCCGACCUUCCUCUGCUACCUCCUGCUCAUCACCAUCACGCUCGUGCUGCUGUGCCUGCUGGAGGUGAAGUGGUCCGGGAUCGGGCUGGAGGAGUGGUGGCGCAACGAGCAGUUCUGGGUGAUCGGGGGCACGUCGGCGCACCUGGCGGCCGUGCUGCAGGGCCUGCUCAAGGUGGCCGCCGGCAUCGAGAUAUCGUCCACGCUGCCGGCGAAGGCGGCGGCGGAGGACGACGACGACCCGUUCGCGGAGCUGUACCUCAUCAAGUGGACGUCGCUCUUCAUCCCGCCGCUGGCCAUCAUCGGGAUCAACAUCAUAGCCAUGGUGGUGGGGGUGUCGCGCUGCGUGUACGCGGAGAUCCCGCAGUACAGCAAGCUGCUGGGCGGCGGCUUCUUCAGCUUCUGGGUGCUGGCGCACUACUACCCGUUCGCCAAGGGCCUCAUGGGGCGGCGGGGCCGCAGGCAGACCAUCGUCUACGUCUGGGCGGGGCUCAUCUCCAUCACCGUCUCCCUGCUCUGGAUCACCAUCAGCCCGCCCGACGACCGGGUCUCGCAGAGCGGCAUCGAGGUGUGAGGAGUGUGGUCGGGAAAUCGAUCGAGCGCCGAGAUCGGUCGACCAGUUGCGAAAUGACCGGCCAAGAACCGCGCCAUCAGCCAUCAGCUACGAAGUGCAAGAAAACAAGAUUGUUUGUCUUCUGUAUUUUUGUUUGUGGAUGCACAAGAUUAGUAACACUGUAAG